UCGAUUACUGGCUCAAUAUAGACCUAGAAGAUUAGAUACUAAGAAAGGCUACAUAUUGCAACUGCAUUGUUACUGGUCAUUUUUUAAACAUUUGUUUUCCUUGUUCUGUCUUUCAACACGACCUGUCCGCUCUUUUCAGGAGCAAUUGUUUGCUUUGCAUAGUAGUCGUCUUGUCGAUUCGCUUAUACCAUUUAAAUAUGAAUUACCAGUUGUAUAGAAAUACCACCCUUGGCCACACGUUGCAAGAGAGUUUGGAUGAGUUGAUUCAGAUGGGGCAAAUCUCUCCACAACUUGCUUUAAAAGUUUUACUUCAGUUUGACAAAGCUAUUAACCAAGCUCUUGCUCAACGAGUCAAGGCCAAAAUUUCCUUCAAGGGUAAACUGAACACCUACCGUUUCUGUGAUAAUGUGUGGACUUUUGUUUUAAAUCAAGUUGAAUUUCGAGAAGCUCCUGUACAGGAGAUAGCUAAAGUGGACAAAGUGAAAAUUGUGGCUUGUGAUGGGAAGAGCAUGCAAUCUUAGGAUAAGAGUUGUCUUCCUUUAACUCCAGUUUUUUUUGUGUGUGCUUGGAAGUGAAUGUCAUCAUAUCAUGGACUCCAAACAACUAGUGUACCAUAAAAUUUCACCUGUUGAUGGUGUUUUAAUUACAAUUUUUGAAAAGGAAGCUGGGAAAGUUUUUUUUUAUUUAAAAAAUGUAUAUUUUAUUAUGUGCAUUACUCAAAUUAUUGCAUGUAAACACAUUUUACAUAUAUUUUUUAAAUUCUUUUGCUAAAAUAAAAAUGUAACAUAUAUUUAAGAAAAUCAAAUUUAUUUUGUUUCUUCCAGCUACAGCAGCAAUGUGUAGUAAAUCAAUUAUUUACAAAUAAGAACUUGUCUUAGAGGCUUGUGCAAGCUUUGUCUGAACACUAUCACUAAUGUUCUUACAAAUUAUGUAUGGGUGGGUGGUCUGUUCUAUACUUCGUCAAUGAUAUCAAAUAAUCUCACCUUUUUAAACUUCCUGUCUUUUUAAAAUGUUUUUUGAGUAAAAGAUGUUCAGUUGUGUAUAGUUUUUACUAUGAAAAUAUUUUUUUUAUAGACUAAUUGUAUUUGAUGUUGGUUAAUGGUGUUAAACUUGUUCAUUGUACAAUUUUAAUUUUUUUUUUGCAAUUAAAAAAUGUACCAUUUUGAA
Molecule: messenger RNA, 1167 nt
Organism: Physella acuta
Lineage: Eukaryota; Metazoa; Mollusca; Gastropoda; Physidae
Product: transcription initiation factor IIA subunit 2
Biological process (GO): transcription initiation at RNA polymerase II promoter
Cellular component (GO): transcription factor TFIIA complex
Source: RefSeq, a predicted model, not a curated record